AUGCCGCCCAUCGAGCCCUGGAGCCCCGGCGCGGGGACGGCGCCCUGGGACUACUCGGGGUCGGGCGCCCCGGGGGAGCCGGCGCUGGAGCCGGAGCUGUGCGCGGCGCGCGAGCUGCCCUACGGCCACGCCUACGUGCCCGCGCUCUACCUGGCGGCCUUCGCCUUGGGCCUGCCGGGCAACGCCCUCGUGCUCUGGCUGCUGGCCGGGCGGCGCGGCCCGCGGCGGCCGGUGGACACCUUCGUGCGGCACCUGGCGGCCGCCGACCUGGGCUUCGUGCUCACGCUGCCGCUGUGGGCCGCGGCGGCGGCGCGCGGCGGCCGCUGGCCCUUCGGCGAGGGCCUGUGCAAGCUCAGCAGCUUCGCGCUGGCCGGCACGCGCUGCGCGGGCGCGCUGCUGCUGGCCGGCCUCAGCCUGGACCGCUGCCGGGCCGUGGGCCGGCCCCUGGCCGCGCGCGCCCGCCGCGCCCCGUGCCGCGCCUCGGCCGCCUGCGCGGGCGUGUGGGCCGCGGCGCUGGCGGCCGGCCUGCCGGCGCUGGCCUUCCGGCGCCUGCGGCCGCUGCCCGGGGCGCGCGGCAGCCAGUGCGCGGAGGCGCCGUCCGCCGCCGCCCAGGGCCUGGGCCUCCUGCUGCUGCUGCUCACGCUGGCGCUGCCGCUGGCCGCCACCGUCGUCUGCUACUGCCAAGUGUGGCGCCGCCUGCGCGGGCCGCCGCGCCUGGGCCGCGCCCGCAGCCGCUCGCUGCGCAUCAUCGUGGCCGUCGAGGGCGCCUUCGUGGGCUCCUGGCUGCCCUUCUGCGCGCUGCGCGCCGUCUUCCACCUGGCGAGCCUGCGCGCGCUGCCGCUGGCCUGCCGCCUGCUGCAGGCGCUGCGCUGGGGCCUCUCGGCCGCCACCUGCCUGGCCUUCGUCGGCAGCUGCGCCAACCCGCUCAUCUACCUGCUGCUCGACCGCUCGUUCCGCGCGCAGCUGCGGCGGCGGGGGGCCUGCGGGCGCGAGGACCGCGCGGCGCGCGGCGGCAGCUCGGCGUCCUCGCUCUCCGGGGACGACGGCUCCCCGUUCCGGAGGUCGGCCCGCGGCGGGACCCGCGCCCCCGCGACGCCCGCCUUCCCGGCCGUCGCGCCGUAG
Molecule: messenger RNA, 1122 nt
Organism: Hippopotamus amphibius kiboko
Lineage: Eukaryota; Metazoa; Chordata; Mammalia; Artiodactyla; Hippopotamidae
Gene: GPR25
Product: G protein-coupled receptor 25
Exons: 1
Coding region: 1-1122 (373 amino acids)
Biological process (GO): G protein-coupled receptor signaling pathway; immune response
Cellular component (GO): membrane
Molecular function (GO): G protein-coupled receptor activity
Source: RefSeq, a predicted model, not a curated record